This is a messenger RNA of Ilex paraguariensis (yerba mate), 3641 nucleotides long. Lineage: Eukaryota; Viridiplantae; Streptophyta; Magnoliopsida; Aquifoliales; Aquifoliaceae. The record is from the annotation of a GenBank genome assembly.
UCUUUUAAGAGUUUUAAUUAUUUUAUGGGUUAAUGGGUUUAACCCAACCCAUUAUAACCCAUUUAAUAUGUGAGUUGAAAAUGAAUUGGAUUUAUUUUGGACUCAAUCCAAUUUAACUCGGCCCAUAACCAACCAAUACACCCAUUUGCCACCUCUACUUCAAGGGAUGAGCCCAAUCCUCAUCUAAUUGAAGACGCUCAUCAUGUAAAAAAGCUCCGACAUUGAUAGCAAAAACAUCAGACAACAGUCAGUCGAGGGUACAAUGUUUUAUUUAUUUAUUUAUUAUUUUUUUGGGGGGUUCUUAUCGAACUCAGAAGAGUGAGAGUAUAAGCGAUUUUGACAUCUCCACCCCGUAUCUCAAUUAGCUUGCCAAUCGUUUCAAAGAAUAUCGAAUUGAGACUUUUUUUGUUAUGAUUUUAGACUUGCUUAUUAUUUAGUUAGUAUUGAUUCCCCUCCCUUGUCACUUACUCAUCUUUUUAUAUAUCUAGUUGUGUCUGGUAAGGUUUGUUACGUGUGAAAGUUCUGUUGAUUAAAUAAUAUAUAUCCUACUUUGUGACUAUACCACCUUGUAAGUUUGGGCAGGCUCGUUUAUUUUCCAAAUCCACAUAUUUGAAUAUCAAUUUUUUUUUUGUUUUUGAUUCUAAUAUCUCCCCCUUGUAUGUUCAUUUGAAUGUUUAAGUGUAACAUACACAAGUGACUUUCUAUACAUUCUGUCUGUCGUUGGUUAAGUGUAUCAUACAUAAGUGACUUUCUAUACAUUCUCUGGCUAGCUUUCCUUGGAGAUUUUCACUUUCUUUACGCGUUAGGAUUAGGGGACAGCUCAGAUAGGGUUCCUUGGAGCGCCGUUUGGUUCAGGAGGGCCCUUUUAAACGUUCUUUUAUUUACUUGCACUGCCUGGUGGGAAGCUUUUUUCACCAUUGACAAUAGUAAAAGAAGAGUAACUUCAUUGUCAAUCGGUGUUGGAUGUCUAGAAAUGCCGAGGAGUCAGCAAACAUUUGAUGAUAGUCUUAGAAGUGGCUAGAGAGUUACUGGGUACAUAGCUUAUUUGGUUCAUAUGAUAGGGAUUAUACCGAAGUCAGGCUAGAGAUGCUUCACAGAUGGAGGGGUCUUCUGUAAGAAGGUGCUCCCACGAAAGGUGGGAUACGACCCUGAUAUGUUUGUUUUGAUCUAUCAUAGGGAAAAGAAUUGGAGAUCGGGAUCCUAUAAUCUUGAGUUGUCUCUAAUUGAAUUUAUACUGGACCUACAUAUACUCGUGUUGACCUCUUAGAUAAUUUAUUGCUAGGAGCUUAGUUGUAGUUAUUUCUUGCUUCUUGGAAGCGCCUUUUGUGCAAAAAUGGGUUUUUCAGUGAAAUACACUUAUUUAUGCAAAAAUUAGCGAAAAUAGAUUACACAACAUUUAAUCUUUUGCUGCAUCAACACAUUCUAUGUUCUUAUCCAAAAUUUUCUAAAAGUGAGGGUUACUGAUGAAAUUUUGCCACCAUAAAACUUCCAAAUAAAGGGAAAAAUGCCGUAAUAAUGCUCUCUCAAACAAAAGUUGGAAUGGACAUGAUAACUAGCAGUAGGUCCUGAGUAACAUAGACAUAAGAUUUUCUCAUAAAGGAUGCAAAAGGAGACAAACAGUAACUCCUCCCUUUAAUUUCAAAACCCUAUGAAUCAGUUCAUAUUCAUUGGAAAUGGCUGAAAGAUGAUACUUCCUUUAAACUAGGCAGUAGUCUAUGUGUAUGCUUAUGCAUUUGUAUAUAACCUGUCUUGUAACAUAUAAUAAAGUUAAUGAACGGUACAAAUCGGCGAUACACUUAAUUUUAUGAGCAAAAUGUAUCAUGUUGGAUGUAUCAAAUCAAGAAUAGUAAGAUGCCAACAACUAUUUCGUAGAUUGAUUUAUUCAUCCACAAACUGUAAGAUUUGUAAAAAAAAAAUCUGAUUGAUCCUUCAAACUUCAUGCUUUCAAUUUAUUUCAAUUUUGAAAAAGCUAUGAUGACUAUUAGAUGGAUUGAUUUACUCAUCGCUGAACUAUUAUUUUGGACAAAAAAAUCUGAUUGACAAUUGAAAAUUUGUGCUUUCAAUUUUUUCCUUAAUUGCAAUUGAGCAAUGUAUUCCUGAAUUCAAAGUUUCAGGUUUCCAGAUUGCAAAUCUAUAUUAUUCUGAACCUAUAUCCCAACAUUCGAAUAAUGUAAAUUAAUGCACCAUGAUGUAAUUUCUCAAGCCCUAAAUUAUACAUUACCAAUUUAGUAAGUUUCUGUUUGGGAACAUAUAACCCGCCAAGUAAGUGACAGUAGACAACAUAGCUUUAUUUUGAGUUUAUCUGCUCAUUCAGCAUGGAGUGUUGCCUUGCUUUAAAUUUGGGACGCCUCGAAAUUACCACAUUAUAUCCCUCUUAUUAUUUUGCUUUGAUUUAAGCAUCAGGUGAAACAUAAUUGCCUAUGGAUACUGGAGGCAAUUCUCUUCCAUCUGGAUCCGAUGGCGUGAAGAGAAAAGUGUGUUAUUUUUAUGAUCCAGAGGUUGGCAAUUAUUACUAUGGGCAGGGUCACCCUAUGAAGCCUCACAGGAUUCGAAUGACACAUGCUCUUCUUGCACAUUACGGAUUACUUCAACACAUGCAGAUCCUCAAGCCUUUUCCCGCAAGGGAUAGAGAUCUUUGCCGGUUUCAUGCCGAUGAUUAUGUGGCAUUUCUGAGAAGUAUCACCCCUGAAACUCAGCAAGAUCAGCUGAGGCAACUCAAGCGAUUCAAUGUUGGUGAAGACUGCCCCGUGUUUGAUGGUCUCUACUCUUUCUGUCAAACUUAUGCUGGUGGGUCAGUUGGUGGUGCAGUUAAGUUAAAUCACGGUCUCUCUGACAUUGCUAUAAACUGGGCUGGUGGGUUGCACCACGCUAAGAAGUGUGAAGCAUCUGGAUUUUGCUAUGUGAAUGAUAUUGUGCUUGCGAUCUUGGAACUUCUCAAACAGCAUGAGCGUGUUUUAUAUGUGGACAUUGACAUUCAUCAUGGAGAUGGUGUAGAGGAGGCUUUUUACACAACCGAUAGGGUCAUGACUGUUUCUUUCCAUAAAUUUGGAGAUUAUUUUCCUGGUACUGGGGACAUACGUGAUAUAGGAUAUGAAAAAGGGAAAUACUACUCCCUCAAUGUUCCGCUAGAUGAUGGGAUAGAUGAUGAGAGCUACCACUUUUUGUUCAAGCCAAUCAUUGGGAAAGUGAUGGAAGUUUUCAGGCCUGGUGCCGUAGUUCUGCAGUGUGGUGCUGAUUCCUUAUCUGGGGACCGGUUAGGAUGCUUCAAUCUCUCAAUAAAAGGUCACGCACAGUGUGUCACAUAUAUGAGAUCUUUCAAUGUGCCACUGUUGCUGUUGGGUGGUGGUGGUUAUACUAUCAGGAAUGUUGCCCGUUGUUGGUGUUAUGAGACAGGGGUUGCGCUUGGAAUUGAAGUUGAUAACAAGAUGCCUCAGCAUGAAUAUUAUGAGUAUUUUGGUCCAGACUACACUCUUCAUGUUGCCCCCAGCAACAUGGAGAACAAGAAUUCUCGCCACUUAUUGGAAGAAAUAAGGGCUAAGCUUCUUGAUAAUCUCUCGAAGCUUCGUCAUGCACCCAGCGUUCAACUUCAGGAAAGGCCACCGGAUACUGAGCUCCCUGAGGAAGACUCUUUUUCUAAGUAG